AUGGGGAUUUCCGCUGCCGCGCCUUUGAAAUAUUUCUUCACGACUGGUGGAACUGAUGAUGCGACCGAGGAAUGUCCCUCGGUUACCAGUUGCUCGGAUGCCGGCAGAGAGACGCAAAUAAAACCAGCUGAGAUUGAGCAUUCGCCAGCAUCAAGCGCUGAAGAGAGACCCAUACUGGGCUCUGGCUCGAAUGUGGCCAGUGGUGUGGUAGUCCCAAUGGUCAGCCUCUGGUUACCACAAGGUAGCCAAACCACGGACAGACACAUACCGAGGCAAGAUGAUACCUCGAUGCCUGACGCUGAAACCUUGAGCUCCUCUCUGCACCAAUCCGAACACGCGAUGGUCGACCAUGAGCGUGUGCUGCUUGGGAGACCUGUGGGUGAGAGCACUGGCCGCAACGGGCACGUUGGGAACUUGCGACCGAACGAGUCCGAUGUCAAGAACCUGCCAGACCGAUUGGACGUUCAGGGCUCCUUGUUGGACGAAAUCGGGUGCCGUACGACUCGGCACAGGAGUGACUCCGGUAAUGCUGCAGGUCUCUUGUUGCUCACCCUCGUUGAGCUCGGCAACGGCUUCAUGUUUGCGCGGAAGAGGCAGAGAUCGGCAUCACAAAUACUGAUACGUUAUCUUGAUCUCCUUGCAGUAAUCAUCUUUUUCGACGUUGCACUGGCAGAAUUCGGACAGGAACAUACCGUGUGGCCACAAAUCUGGGACGCUCGAGGGGAUCACGAAAACGACAGGCCUGACGCCGAAGCAAUAGAGAAUUUGAUGCCCGGUCUCAGGACUGUCGAUCGCAUACGUGACUCUUAUUCGGUACUGUGCUGGGUCACCUCAACUACGGUCCUAGUUUAUGCGCCAGCGAUCAUGCAUAAAUACAGUUUCGUCAAGCCUUGUCGGGGAGUAGUAUUUGUCUUGACUUCUACACCUACAUUAGGCUUCAACGUUUCCCAACUUCUGGAUUCUUUUCUCGAUAUCUGGGCUUUUUUUGUUAUCCUCGUUCUUAUUUUCUCCAAUGCCAUGAGAAAGAAGAAGGGUCUCUGGACGACUCUGCAGCCGUGGAUGAAUGGUGUUGCUCUGACAUUGGUACAACGAGUGCAUCCAAUUUAUGUCCCAGGGCCUCCUCAACACCGGCAGCCUCAAGGGAACAUCAUGUACUACACUGAUCAGUCCGUUCCCUAUCAAACGCCGGUUCAGCUACUAUACCCGGGCCUAGUGAACUAUCAAGAAAGUGCCAUUCCAGCUUUGACACAAAACGCGAUGGCACCCCUGGAUAUCCAAUUGCGACUGAGGAAGGGGAACCAUUAG
Ilyonectria robusta is the source of this 1305-nucleotide messenger RNA. RefSeq lists its product as uncharacterized. Lineage: Eukaryota; Fungi; Ascomycota; Sordariomycetes; Hypocreales; Nectriaceae. The coding region runs from base 1 to 1305 and encodes 434 amino acids. The record is from RefSeq and is a predicted model, not a curated record. The transcript has 5 exons.